AUGACUUGCAGCGUUUCUAACCAGGCGCAGUGGAGAUCACGCAGUCCCCAUCCUGGAAGACGGUACGGUCGGCGCGCACGCUCACUAUCAUUUGACGUCAUAAUUCGUCGGGCCAAAUUUUGUUGGCGGCCGGCGAGGGUAUUUCUCCGAGAGUUAAGCAGUUCCACUGUUCGGUCUGAUAUCCAGUGCUUGAGUGAGUCUGUUAGUGCCGUGCUACAAGCGAAACUCCCAGCACUGUUCAAAGAGGUGGCGAUCUCUUCAAGUACAAAUUCACAUCGGAUGAAAUACAGUAGUGGUGCCAUUCAAACUCACAUCACAAGUCAAAGAAGCGAAACCAGCCGAGUUCCCCCAAAAAAGUGA
Molecule: messenger RNA, 360 nt
Organism: Opisthorchis viverrini
Lineage: Eukaryota; Metazoa; Platyhelminthes; Trematoda; Opisthorchiida; Opisthorchiidae
Exons: 3
Coding region: 1-360 (119 amino acids)
Source: RefSeq, a predicted model, not a curated record